AUGGCAGAGGGCAAGAGCGGGGGAGCCGGGCUCUUCGCCAAGCAGGUCCAGAAACGGUUCAGCCGGGCGCAGGAGAAGGUUUUGCAAAAAUUGGGCAAAACGGUGGAAACCAAAGACGAGCAGUUCGAGCAAAGCGCGUACAACUUCCAGCUGCAGCAGAACGAAGGUAAUAAACUCUACAAAGACCUCAAGGCUUUCCUUGGCGCGGUGAAAGUGAUGCACGAGAGCUCCCGGAAAGUGGCCGAAACGCUGCAGGAGAUUUACAGCACCGACUGGGACGGUCAUGAGGAGCUAAAAGCCAUCGCAGACAGCAAUGACCUCCUGUGGGAUGACUACGAGGCGAAGCUGGCCGACCAAGCCCUGCGGUUGAUGGAGAACUACCUGGCUCAGUUCGGGGACUUUAAGGAGCGCAUCGCCAAGCGGGGCCGUAAGCUGGUGGACUACGACAGCGCCCGGCAUCACCUGGAAGCUCUGCAAAGCGCCAAGAAAAAGGACGAGGCGAAAAUCGCCAAGGCUGAGGAAGAGUUUAAUAAAGCCCAAGCGGUGUUUGAAGACCUGAAUAGGGACCUUCGGGAGGAGCUGCCGGUUCUGUAUGGCAGCCGCAUCGCCUGCUACGUGACCAUCUUCCAGAACAUCUCCAACCUCCGCGAUGUCUUCUACAAGGAAAUGAGCAAGCUCAACCGUGACCUCUACGAGGUGAUGAGCAAACUGGACAAGCAGCACUCCAGCAAAGUCUUCAUCAUUAAAGGCGUCCCCAGCAACCGGCGCUCGCUGGUCAUCUCCUCGCCGGUGAGCCCCCCGGCCAUGUUCCCCUGCCCAGGGAAGGCGCCGGACUGGCAGCCCGUGGUGGAAACAGAGGCGAUGGCAAAGUCCCCUGGGGUGGGCAGCGGUGCCACCGACACCGUCUCCAACGGGGAGCUGGGUGCCGCCAUCCCCGGCCCGCCGCCGGCUUCGCCCGCCAGCGGUGGGUCCCUGUCGGAGACGGCGUCGGUCUCCAGUGAGGAGGCCCCAGAGCCCGGCCCCAGCCCCGAAGCUCCGUCCUGCGAGCAGGGGACAUCGGUGGCAGCCGUGGAGCCGGGUGCCGACUCCCCAGGGCUCACCAAAAGCCAGGGUCCGGAGCCGGCAGGGGCUGCCAGCGAGGCGCAGGCGGGGGCCGAGGGCAUCGCCACCUCCCUGGCGUCGCUGAUUUUAUCGGAGGCAAUUGCCCAGGCUGCCGGCACCGUGCCACCGGAGCCAGAAAAUGCCACGGCCGGGCUGGAGGCGAGCAAAGCCCCGGCCACUGCAGGGGACCCUGGCCAGCUGGACGGUACGGCCACCAACGGUGAGGGUCGGGCAUGUCCCGGGGAGCCACCGUCCCCAGGCCCGGCCGUCCCCUGCGAUGCCCCCGGUCCUGCGGCAGAGGCACCGGCGUGCCCAUCCCCAGGCGGUGGGCAGGAGCCGUGCCAGCUCGGCGGUGGCACAGACAAGCACAGCGACUCGGAGGAGAGCGUGGAGGUGAUGGACGUCAAGCCAAAGGUGGCCAAAACUCAGGUGGGGCUGGAUCCGGCCCUCGACGUGGCAUCAAGCAGCUGCACCGGGGACGGCGGUUCCCCCUCUGGCUCCCCAGCCGAGGAGCAAGGCUGUCCCGGGACGCCGGAGCAGGACACGAGCCAGGACGCGAGCUGGGAUCCCCCACCAGCAGCAACCCCCCCCCAGGACCCCACCGAGACCCUCACCUCCCUGUGAGCCCGGCGCCCGGCACGGAAAAUGGGCAUCUUAUGGUGCCGCCGGCCGAUAACUUUGUUUCACCGUAACCGUAACGCGCUUCCCACCCCCCAUCCUGUCUGAAAUAAAGGCAGA
Messenger RNA from Gymnogyps californianus (California condor), 1839 nucleotides. It is a transcript of the gene BIN2, whose product is annotated as bridging integrator 2. Gene Ontology annotation, molecular function: protein binding; phospholipid binding. The record is from RefSeq and is a predicted model, not a curated record. The transcript is spliced from 12 exons. Gene Ontology annotation, cellular component: podosome; phagocytic cup; plasma membrane. Lineage: Eukaryota; Metazoa; Chordata; Aves; Accipitriformes; Cathartidae. The coding region runs from base 1 to 1725 and encodes 574 amino acids. Gene Ontology annotation, biological process: phagocytosis, engulfment; podosome assembly; plasma membrane tubulation.